Molecule: messenger RNA, 378 nt
Organism: Anisakis simplex (herring worm)
Lineage: Eukaryota; Metazoa; Nematoda; Chromadorea; Rhabditida; Anisakidae
Source: the annotation of a GenBank genome assembly
AUGAUCCGGUAUUCGGGACCAGGAAGAACCGAAACUAUCUUUCAUUUGAAUAAAUAUACGAAUGCUAGCGCGGCAAUAGAGGAAAUGAAACGAGUGCCACAUAUGGGUGGAACAACUCGGACUGGUGAGGCGAUCACCUAUGCCACUGGCGAAUUCGACCAGAGAUACGGAGCGAGAAAAGGAGCAAAACGCCUCAUUAUCAUUUUCACGGAUGGAUAUUCACAGGAAGAUCCCAGCGAUGCAGCGUUGGAGGCGCGGAAAAGUGGUAUUGAAAUCGACGCAGUGGCAGUAGAAGAUGACCUGGUACCUCCGGACAUGGAUCAGUUAGUGAUGAUAGCCAAUGGCAUUUCGGUUAGUUGUUUGUUGGUGAUCAUUUGA